UUUAUGAAGCAAGGGAUAAAGUGGCUGCAACUUCUUGUGCUUUUUGAAUGGUGUAGAACGAAACAGCGAGAUGAGAGUUUGAAGAGGAAAGAAUAGUGGUACAAGGAGCUGCAAGAUACAAUCUCAAUUCUCAAUCCAAACAGACAUGGCCACUCCAGUCAAAGUAUAUGGACCGCCCAUCUCCACUGCUGUGUCAAGGGUUUUAGCCUGUAUUCUUGAGAAAGAUGUGCAGUUUCAACUCAUUCCCGUUAACAUGUCCAAAGGCGAACACAAGAAGCCCGAUUUCCUCAAGAUCCAGCCCUUUGGCCAAGUACCAGCUUUUCAAGACGAUAACAUCUCCCUCUUCGAGUCCAGAGCCAUAUGCCGGUAUAUUUGUGAGAAAUACGCAGACAAGGGAAACAAGGGAUUGUACGGAACAAACCCCUUGGCAAGAGCCUCCAUAGAUCAAUGGCUAGAAGCUGAAGGGCAAAGCUUCAACCCACCAAGCUCAGCUUUGGUCUUUCAGCUGGCGUUCGCACCAAGAAUGAAGCUUAAGCAAGACCAAGUAGUGAUCAAGCAGAAUGAAGAAAAGCUGAGGAAGGUGCUCGACAUUUACGAGAAGAGACUCGGCGAUAGCCAGUUCUUGGCGGGAGAUGAAUUCUCUUUGGCGGAUCUUUCCCAUUUGCCCAAUUCUCACUACUUGAUGAGUGCGGCUGAUACGAGAGAUCUGUUCACCUCCAGGAAGAAUGUGGAAAGGUGGUGGGAUGAGAUUUCCAGCAGAGAUUCGUGGAAGAAAGUGGUUGAGUUGCACAAGAGUCCGUAAAACACCCGUUGAAGACUGUUUUGGCCUGCUCUUUGAAUAAAUAAUUAUUAAUAAAAAAAAAUCUUGGAGAUUUCUGAAUUCUCUCUAAAGAACUUCCUUUGUAUUGCUGCUUUGUGGAAUUCGAUUUUUUUUUUUUUCUUUUUUUCCCCCAAAUGUUGUGUUUACUGUUAUGGAUGUAUUAAUAAAAUACUUAUUUUAUUUUA
Molecule: messenger RNA, 1005 nt
Organism: Ziziphus jujuba (common jujube)
Lineage: Eukaryota; Viridiplantae; Streptophyta; Magnoliopsida; Rosales; Rhamnaceae
Product: glutathione S-transferase
Exons: 3
Coding region: 146-802 (218 amino acids)
Cellular component (GO): cytoplasm
Molecular function (GO): glutathione binding; glutathione transferase activity
Source: RefSeq, a predicted model, not a curated record